CAUAUCUCCCGAGAUUUGAAGACCAAACGCUACGACUUCUCCUCUCCUGUGAAGAUGGCCGAAUCGUUUGCAGCGAUGAGACAGGAGUUAAACAGCAGAGCAGUAGAAGCCGCCAGGAGGGGAUUUGAACAAUUUGUGCAGAUUGUGGACCGUGACCACCAGAGCAUGAGCAGCUGCCUGAAGGUGAAGCCUGAAAAGAUGCAGCAACGCCUGGAGAGGAAACACCAGGAGCUGCUGGAGCGCUGCCAGGGGGAGCUGCUGGGCGAGGACCCCCAGAAACAGGCGGCCCUGGAGGAGCUGAAGCAGGAGCUGGACAGGCAGAUGGACCAGUUCCUGUCGGACUACAAGCAGCGCUAUGAAGUGAAGAAGGCCGUGCGGUUGGGCCUGGUCGUCGGGGGGAGCACCCUGGCUGUGGUGGGCGCGGGUGUUGGGGCGGGCAUUGGCGUGGGCGUGGCUGCCGCUGUGGUGGCUGUGGAGGAAGGAUUGGCUAUCGGGCUCGGGGCCGUGAGCUGUACCAUGCUUGGGGGAGGUGUGGGCAGCAAGCUGGGGGCCUGGUUAGGAGAGAAGUUUGCCUGGAAGAACACAGACAGCAACACUCCAGGGCAGGAGGGCAAGGGGGAGGGCGGGGGAGGGUGUUCGGAUCAGGAGCCCCUGCUGCAGGGUGGGACAUAG
Terrapene triunguis (Three-toed box turtle) is the source of this 672-nucleotide messenger RNA. RefSeq names its product RING finger protein 112. The record is from RefSeq and is a predicted model, not a curated record. The annotation marks the transcript as partial. NCBI's taxonomy places the organism in Eukaryota, Metazoa, Chordata, Testudines, Emydidae. The transcript has 3 exons.